CAAAGCGUAUCGGCCGCCUACAUACAGGAAGCGAACACAAGAUACAAAAAGUCUGGGUACUAAAUUGUUUUGGCCUCAGACUCCUGUGGUAUUGGGUCUCGAAAACUAUUUUCUAGGAUUAAUGUCCUUAACUGCGUGCAUUGUUGAUGGGUGGUGCUGUCCAGAAUCACAUCUGCGUGAACUCGUUUUGACGGCAUAACAAAGAUAGCUAGCAAGACUGGCUCUCGGCUGAGCAUGGAGACAGCACACCCUGGAGAUGAGAAGAGAGGUUGUAGCGCCAUGCUGUGGUCGGUUGGGGAAGCUGUGGAGAGGCAAACACUUCAGAUCGGGGCAUCUGCGUGCGGUGCUACUGCGGUGGUGGACGUCCUACAGGCUCUGGGCGUCACCGUAGCGCCUGAAACCGCUGAUUUCUGCGUGCGAACUCGAUUAAGAAAGAAUGACGCGUCUUUGCCGGACUAUCUGUUCUCUCGUAGUGAGGCAGGUGCCACACACCAACAGCUCCUGGACGGGGCAGAACAGGCCAGCGAUGGGAGAGUAGUGGGGCGGUUCUUUGCCUUCCACCCUCCCCGGCAGGUGAAGCUGGUUCCCUGGCUCGCCUACUGGAUCCGGAAGGGCGCUGUACCAGUAGCCACCAUGAACAUGCAGCUGGCCGUCCCUGAGGGAGAGGAGGUCCCUGACGCUUGGCAUCACCAGCUGAUAUUUGGGGUGGGGCCUAACGCUGUCUUUAUGACAAACCCUCUGGAUGUGGAUUGUGUGUUCACAGUGAGUGAAGAGGUGGUGCUCCAGCGUUUGUGCAGUGAGUCAGUGCUUUUGAUUCGCCGGGAGGACGUGCUGCAAAGAUUGACAGGUGACACCCAACUGUCUGUGCUGACACAGGGUCAGUCUGACCCACGCUGGAACACCCUGGAUGUUGAAGGCCAAGUGAGGCAGAUGUGCUGUGAAGAAGAGUGUGAGGAUGAAGAACAGCCGAAAAUGACCCACAUCGUGAUUCCAGCAGCAUACCAGUCUGGUGUUUCUCUCUUUGCUGUCAGAGACUCUGACGUGGGACACAAGCUUCUCCAAGCCCCUGAUGUACCCCUGCUGUAAUGUGACUCAAAUGUUUAUUACUCUGUCAGUGAACAGAUAUGGCCCUUACCUGUGGCAUGAUUGUACCUGCCAGUGAUUGGACUGGUCACCUGACCUGAAUGUAUUGUGAGAGGACAGUCACAUUGGGUGAUGCGGAUGGGGCCUCUGACUCCAGUUGAAGACACAUUGGUACUCUUCAUAAACAACUAAAUUGAUAUCUAUGUUGAACCCUCAACCACAUAUCAGUGUUACAAAUAUCCAAACAUAGUGGGCAGUUGUGAAAUACCUCAAAAUUGCGCUGAACAAUGUUUUUCCUUAGUUUUAAACUAAGUACCCCCACUGCUGUCUCUGUUCCAUCCAAUGUAAUGUAAACAAGCUAAUUACUGAAUAAACACUCUA
This is a messenger RNA of Anguilla rostrata (American eel), 1464 nucleotides long. RefSeq lists its product as uncharacterized. NCBI's taxonomy places the organism in Eukaryota, Metazoa, Chordata, Actinopteri, Anguilliformes, Anguillidae. The record is from RefSeq and is a predicted model, not a curated record. The transcript has 5 exons. The coding region runs from base 235 to 1086 and encodes 283 amino acids.